CAAUAUCGCUACGUACCGUCGAAACCAAAAACGCUAUCGCUCCUUGCUUGACGACGAAGAGUCUACGAUAAACAUUACGUGGAAAUCAUAUGAAAGCAAUGUAUCCAAAGAUAAUGAAGAAAAAGAAGCUAAGACUUCUACAGGGGAAGACAUUAAGGGAAGCGCCAAGAAAUGCUUCCGACCGUCAGCACCAACAACCUUAUCGCUCCUUACUCGACGACGAAGAAACCACGAUUAGCAACACAUGGAAAUCAUCUGGAAGCAACACAUCCGAAGAUGUCGAUGCCAACGUCGAGGGGGGAACGGAGGACAUUCAAGAAGACUGCGAGGAAGAGAAUGAACCAAAGGUGUCGGAACAAAUGCCUACCGAGAGAGAGACGAAGGAAAUUGAAAGUGUAAACAACAUUGUGUUCACCUCGGACUCAAUUGGGCAAAUCGAAGUUUCUUCUGCACAGGUCGCAGAAGAAGAAGAACACGAGACAAAGGUGGAGGAGUGCACUGACAAUCGAAAAAGUGCCUCAUGGACCCCGUUUCUGAAAAAGAAAAUCCAGGCGACUGUGAAAAAGUCUUAUACUAUUGUUGCUGGCCAAUACUGCGAGAAAAACCACACACGUGCCAUAGCCAUGACCAAACACAGAUCAAAAAUGUGGACGGAGGCGAUGAGUGGCAUACGCGUUGGAAUCAAGGUCGAUGAAUCUUCGAUGACAACAUUGACCGCAGUAGAAGGAGAUAGUGAUUCCUCGACUGCGUCGAAUGGAAAUACUGCUCGUACAACUCCUUUUUUUUGCUAGAAGAAUCAGCCGCAGCAUCACAAAUAGAAAACUGGCUCGCCG
Molecule: messenger RNA, 833 nt
Organism: Pseudo-nitzschia multistriata
Lineage: Eukaryota; Bacillariophyta; Bacillariophyceae; Bacillariales; Bacillariaceae
Source: the annotation of a GenBank genome assembly